AUGACUGAUAGAAAGGCUUGGAAUUAAAAAGUAUUUAAAAUUAAGAUAGCUUUAAAUUAGGAAGACAUGGCAAUUCUUUAAUUAGUGAAGUAGUAUGGAAUAAAGAAGUGGACUAUUGUUGCUGAAAAGAUGAAAGAAAUUUAUGGAUUAUUUGGAAGGUCUGGCAAAUAAUGUAGAGAACGUUAUCAUAAUCAUUUGGAUCCAGCAAUUAACAAAGAGCCUUGGAGUGAAAAUGAAGAAAGAGUAAUUUUUGUAGCACAUAAAGAACAUGGUAAUAAGUGGGUAUGAGAAAAUAAUUAAAUAAAUAUUUUUAGGCAGAAAUUGCGAAACUGUUACCAGGUCGAACUGAUAAUGCAAUUAAAAAUCAUUUUUACUCUACUUUAAGAAGAAGUCUAAGAAGAAUCAAUAAACUUAUUGGAGACAAGAACAGUAAUCCGCAUGAAUAUAUAUUUAGCAAAGAAAAGGGUACCCAACAGAUUAAGGAUAUUAAACCAGGAGUCUUAUCUAAAAUAUUUAUUCUUGCUGAAAAAAACCCAUCUGAACUUAAAGAUGAUCAUAUGAAAAAGUUAUGUUAAGCUUGUAAAGGAUUGUAAGACUCUAUAUUAGAAUUUGCUUAAUCUAAAUAAAAAUCCUAAAUUAAUUAAUUCAAUGAAGACAAGUUUAAAUAACUUAUUGAUAAAAUAAUGGAAUUCAAGUAUUAUUAUGAUAUUAAACUAAGUGCACUUUAUACUAAACAAAGAGAAAGCAGAUUAAAAUUAAAGAAAAAAAAUCAUAAGAAAAGAAAAAGUAGAAUUGAUGAUGAUGAUGAUGAUGAUGAUUAUACUAGUGAUUAUAAAUAUGAAGAAGCAAGUAAUUAUGUUCCCUUAAAGAGAUCUUCUAGACUCAAUGCCAGAAAGAAAGUGGUAUCAUGUUUUUAUUUAAUUUUAGCAUAUUGAUAAAGAGGACUAUAUUGAUAUAUGUAUUAGAACCAAAAAAGGACCAUUAUUUAAUAUCAUUAGAGAUGAAUUUGAAAUCUAAUAGGAUAAUGAAGAAGUAAAUCCUUUAUUAAUAUAUUAUCUAGUAAUAAUCUUCUAACAAUUAUAACUAAUAAUAUAUCUAUGAUUAUUAAGGAACAAAUAGUCCUAAUAAUAAUUAAAUGACACCAGCUUUUCCUGUGUUGACUCCUAGACAAAUAUUCUUUCAAAAACCUAUCAACUAAUAUUAAGAAGAAUAAGGUCUUUAAGAUGACAAUGUCUUGAGCAAAUCUAAUUUUGUUCCUAUAGUUAUAACAAAACCUUGUUCUUAAUGCAGAGAAAAAACAUUAGAUACUAUUGCUUAACAACUACAACAAAGAAUUAGUAUGAAUUAUAUCAAUUUUAGAUGCCAAUGCUGAUAAAUAUAUCUAUAAUUAAUAAGCUACUUAAGAUUCAGAUUUGGAAAUCAAUAUAGGAGAUCCAUUUGAAAGUUAAAAAGAUUAUAAAUCACCUACCAGUAAAUUUGGUAUUGGAGGCUAUAGUCCAAGUGCUUUUAGAAAAUAUAAAAAAGAUUAGGAAACUGGCUUAGUUAAUUUCAUGGUUACACCUCAUAAUUAUAAAUGA
Molecule: messenger RNA, 1577 nt
Organism: Paramecium sonneborni
Lineage: Eukaryota; Ciliophora; Oligohymenophorea; Peniculida; Parameciidae
Source: the annotation of a GenBank genome assembly